ACUCAUUCGGCGCUUUAUAUGUUCGUCCACCUUCUUUCUCCUUUGUCGUGCUACUUCGAACGAAAUCAUUUGCCUUGUGAUGUCUUUUCGAUAGUCUCUACGCCUCCCUCCUCGCUUGCCCUCCUCCAUCCCGCAGCAGCAAUGGGUUCAUCACCUCUCCCCGUCAGCUUGCAGAGCAAGUUCCAAAGGCGUCGGCCCCAAGCAGCAGCAGCCAUGUCACGAUUGAGGGACCACCAGGGCAACUUCAACAUCCUACGAAACGUCAUCUUUGUCCUGUUCUUGCUCCGGAUCCUGCGCAAGUCGUUCUACUUCCUCCGCGGACACGGCUUGAUCGGUUCGGUGCUCGUCCUCUACCGGUACCUCCACAAGAAUGCAUACAAAUUUUUCCUAAGUCUGCCGGGAGUGAGGUCCCAAGUGGCCAAACAACUGGUCGCGGCGCGCAAGGACAUGGAGGACAAACUGGUUCCCUCGGGUCCCGGGACGAACCACUACUUGCACCUACCGAAGGAGCCUUGGACGAAAGAACAACUGCACACGGAACUCGAGUCGCUGGUGGCCAUGAAGCGGACGCGCUGGGAAGAAGGAAAGGUCUCGGGCGCCGUGUACCACGGCGAGGAUUUUCUCUUGGACAUUCAGAGUGAGGCCAUGAGGCUGUUCAGCGUCGCGAACCCGAUCCACGCCGACGUGUUCCCCGCGGUCCGGAAAAUGGAGGCCGAGGUGGUGGCCAUGGUGCUGGCCCUGUUCAACGCGCCCGAGUCCGGGGCCGGGGCGACCACCUCGGGAGGCACGGAGUCGAUCCUGAUGGCUUGUCUGUCGGCGCGGCAAAAGGGUUAUACAGAAAGAGGCAUCACGGAACCCGAGAUGAUCAUCCCCAGCACGGCCCACGCCGCCUUCCACAAGGCCGCGAGCUACUUCAAGAUCAAACUGCACCAGGUCGCGUGUCCCGCCCCAGAGUACAUGGUCGACGUCGCCCGAGUCAGGAGGUUGAUCAACCCCAACACAAUACUGCUCGUCGGCUCGGCACCGAAUUACCCUCACGGCAUAGUCGACAACAUCCCGGCCCUGUCGAAAUUGGCAGUCUCUUACAAGAUUCCUCUUCAUGUCGACUGCUGUCUGGGUUCGUUCAUCAUGCCUUGCUUGGCGAAAGCCGGUUUCCCUUCCCCUUGGGCCGACGAGGGUGGGUUUGAUUUCCGUCAGCCCGGCGUGACCUCCAUAAGCGUCGAUACGCACAAGUACGGAUUCGCCCCGAAGGGAAACAGCUGCGUUCUCUACAGGAACCGCGAGCUCAGAGAGUACCAGUACUUUAUUUGUCCCGAGUGGGCUGGCGGCGUCUACGGGUCACCCAGCAUCGCCGGGUCACGUCCCGGUGCGCUCAUCGCGGGCUGCUGGGCCAGCAUGAUGGCCAUCGGCGAAAAGGGAUACGUCGACGCCGCGCACAAGAUCGUCAGCACGAAAUUGACCAUCGAGAACGCCGUCAAGGAACACCCCGUCCUGAAAGAGACACUCAGGAUCCUAGGUCGACCGAUGGUCAGCGUGGUCGCGUUCGAGUCCAUCGACCCCGCCGUGUCCAUCUACGACGUCUCCGACGCCAUGUCCCACCGAGGGUGGCACCUGAACUCGCUCCAGGACCCUCCCGGCGUCCACGUCGCCGUGACGCUGCCGAUGACGAGACCGGGGGCCGUCGACGGUCUGAUCGACGACCUCGUCGCCACGAUCAAGGAGGAAAAGGAGAAGGCCGUGGAAAGAUUAAAGGCCGGGGGACCGAUCGAGAAAGGAAAAGGCUCGAGUGCCCAACUGUACGGCGUCGCCGGUAGCAUACCGGACAAGAGCAUCGUCGAGAAGAUCGUCGUCGCUUAUUUGGAUACCCUUUAUAAAGCGUGAUGGUGGGAAUUUUCGUCCCUCGACUACUUUGCGGUACGACUUUUUUUGUGGAUUCAUAGCCUGAAUUAUGUCGCCGUCAUAGCCAUUAUUCAAUUCAUAUAUGACAAACAUAAUUCACUCAUGUGUUGGCAGAUAUGGUCAAGCGUGAUGUCGUUUGCCUUUGUGCUUCAGACAUUUCUGAUCCUCUAUCGCUUUGCUCGCCUUGAGAUGAAUUAUGAGGGUACAAUAUGAAGUAUAAAUUGACACGACCUGGUUAACUAGGUAAUUAGAUAUUCAUGUCGGAAACCCCCCAAGUCCAUUCUG
Messenger RNA from Exophiala oligosperma, 2184 nucleotides. RefSeq lists its product as uncharacterized. The transcript has a single exon. Gene Ontology annotation, biological process: carboxylic acid metabolic process; sphingolipid catabolic process. Gene Ontology annotation, cellular component: endoplasmic reticulum. Lineage: Eukaryota; Fungi; Ascomycota; Eurotiomycetes; Chaetothyriales; Herpotrichiellaceae. The coding region runs from base 19 to 1881 and encodes 620 amino acids. The record is from RefSeq and is a predicted model, not a curated record. Gene Ontology annotation, molecular function: pyridoxal phosphate binding; sphinganine-1-phosphate aldolase activity.